CAGAGCGUAAACACAAGGAACCAAGGGGACAAACACGGGCUGCACCCCGAACCAAGUGGACGAGAAAUGGUUGUGAUAUUUGCGCCGUCGCUGCCAUUGAUUACCGAUUAUAAAGGAACCUGAUCGGAUGAACUGGUGCCAGUUGAGGACGGGAGGAGCAGGGAUGCGUUGCCUGGUAACUGAAUGGAGCGAGCGGGGCCUGGCCCUUCCGCUCUUCUAUGAUCGCUUAUCUCCAUUAAAAUACUCAUUUCACCUAUGUUUAGAGGAAACCUGACGAUGCACGCUGACACCCGGAACGACUUGGGUGGUUUUGCAAGAGCAUGAUAAUCACGACAUUUACUAUACUGUUGAAAGAUGCACUCUAUGCAUCUUUAGUUAUUGAAAUCGACAAUCAUAUGUGUGUCGGUGAAGGAGGCUAUUUUUAUCGUUGUCCUUGUCUGUUGUUUUAUUUUGAUGUGGCGUCUCAGAAACUCGUUUAUACUGGCUUCUCAAAUGUUUAAAAUGACCUGAGGCGAUCAAAUCCUGUCAGAAUGAUUGACAUUUCCGGUGUUUACUACUCAUCCAAAUUUAUCCCUUGGAACAUUGUAACUAAUGUUUAUUGUAUUAUUGUGCAUCUGCGUCUCAAGUAGGUGAAGCACCUCCAUGCAUGAGGUUUGACGCUCAUGGUGCAUAUGACACGAAAGACAAAGCGAAAUUGAAAAUUGUAGUGACGUGGUGACGUGUGGCAACCAGUCAGUGGUCUAGAAUCCUUCGAUGGUGUGCUGUAUGUAUAAGACUUUAUUGCUAUUAACCAGUAAUACAAAGUUGAGCUGCAUGAAGGUCCUAAUUUUCUGUCAUGCGUGUCAGACUAUGUAGUACAGAUCAAAUCAGAACCUCCAAGCAGUGUGCAAAACUGAGGAUUGGGACUUUCAGCGACUACUUUUUGACCCUCAGAAAAAAUAUAUUAUCUUUAUUUUUAAAAAUAAACCGCGCAAUAAAGUGCCUUUAUAUCAUAUCUAGAUGUUUUAUCCAUUCUAUUCUUACCAUGUAUAUUCUUUUAAUUAAAAUUAAAUAAUGUCUUAAUACUUAAGUAACACAAAUGAAGUUAUAUUUGAUAUCAUUUUUCUUCUGCCUUUUCAACUGAUGGCCUUCAUAUUAGUCAAAGCACAUGUGAUUGAGCCUGAAAUCUCACAAUACGAAUGUCAUUGUUUUCUCUUUUAAAUCAACCUGCAGCCUGCAGUGCAAGGUACAAAUAGUGCAGGUGUGGCAUGAAGUUUAACCAAGGCACCAGAAUAUUAUUGACACCCAGAGAAAAAGAUACAGAUUUUCUUAACAGGUCCACUCGUUUUAUUUUUGAGCCACAGUGAGUGUUUCAAAUAGUCGGUAGGUGGAGCCAUUAGCAACGAAACGGCUUUCCUUUCGCCACUAACGCCCAGAGUUCCUCGUGCGCCAAUCGACUAUCAACACGCAUCUUAACUCAUUUUCACCCGUCACCCAUGUCACUUAUUGACAUCUUCUUGCCUUCACAGCUUGUCAUAGCGAAACUAUGCUUACUUUUUACUGCGUUACUUUUUGUUUUUACUUUUAUCUCAGUUACUUUUUAUCUGGGCAGUUGGAAAUCGAACCUCCCACGCCUUGUUGUGCACUCCAUAUCACGUAUUGAUCUCAUCUUGCCUUUGCAGCCUUUUAAUUUCAAGUUUAUGAAGGGGAACAUUAUAUACCUUGACUGUUGUCCGGGCCAAAAGAUGGUGAGAAUAAAUAGAUAGAUAGGUAUUUUAUUUUAAAUAAUCAAUAUUGGAUAAAUAUUCUUUGGUGGUGAAGUAUGUGUGAAAGAUGGAACUAUGAGUUUUUUGAGUGACAAGAAAUACUGCAAAAAAGGUCGACACGUCACUAGACAUAUCAACAUUUCUGUCUUCAGGUGAGACUGUGAGCACAAGCCGUGUCUGUAAUCGAAGCAGGCGUCGGCGAGGGCACAAUGCCUUGCUCAUGUGCCGAAUGGCGUCGGUGGAUUCGUCCACUUGUUCUGGUUCUCUAUGCUCUCCUGUUGGUGGCUGUUGUCCCUCUUUGUAUCUGGGAGCUGCUCAAGGAUAAGGUGGGCACUCACAGUAAAGCGUGGUUCAUCGCCGGUGUCUUCGUCUUUUUGACCAUCCCCAUCUCUCUGUGGGGGAUUUUGCAGCACAUCGUCCAUUUCACACAGCCGGAGCUGCAACGACCAAUCAUCAGGAUACUGUGGAUGGUGCCAAUCUACAGUCUGGAUAGCUGGUUGGCCCUGCGAUAUCCCAGUCUCGCCAUAUAUGUGGACACCUGCAGGGAAUGCUACGAAGCCUACGUCAUCUACAACUUCCUGAUAUUCCUGUUAAACUUUCUGAGUAAUCAGUACCCAAGUUUGGUGCUUAUGCUUGAAGUCCAGCAGCAGCAACCUCACCUGCCCCCCCUCUGCUGCUGCCCUGCUUGGCCCAUGGGAGAGGUGCUGUUGUUCAGGUGCAAGCUGGGAGUUCUGCAGUACACUGUGGUCCGACCUGUGACCACAGUGAUUGCCCUGAUCUGUCAGCUGUGUGGGGUGUACGACGAAGCCAAUUUCAGCUUCAGAAAUGCCUGGUCCUAUCUGGUGAUAAUCAACAACAUAUCUCAGUUGUUCGCCAUGUACUGUCUGGUAUUGCUGUACCGAGCUCUGAGAGAUGAGUUGACUCCCAUCAGGCCUGUGGGGAAGUUCCUCUGUGUGAAACUGGUGGUCUUUGUCUCAUUCUGGCAAGCAGUAUUAAUAGCCAUUCUUGUCAAAGUCGGUGUUAUUUCGGAUAAACACACCUGGGAUUGGGACAGUGUUGAGGCAGUAGCCACUGGUUUGCAGGACUUCAUCAUCUGCAUAGAAAUGUUUCUGGCAGCCAUUGCUCACCACUAUACCUUCACCUACAAGCCCUAUGUGCAGGAAGCAGAGGAGGGUUCCUGCUUUGACAGCUUCCUGGCCAUGUGGGACUUCUCUGACAUCCGAGCCGAUGUCACAGAACAAGUGCGACACGUUGGUCGAACGUUCCUCGGUCGUCCAAACAAGAUGUACUUCGGUGCAGCAGCCCGACCGGAGCACACAGAGCACACCGGCCUUCUCCGAGCCAGCUCUCAGGACCCUGUUGCCGUGGCAGCCACGUCGAUGCCAUCGUCCCCCUCCUUGAGUGGUCGCUAUCAGGGUCUUGGCUACACCCCUGCUCCACACUCUAUAUCGGCCCCGACAGGAUUCACUUCGUCAUCGUGGGAGGACCAAACGCAGCCCCGACCUGCUGAAUAGUAAUCAGAACAUUCUGGGAUUUCUUUGUUUCCCUUCCCACAGGCUCGAUGGCUGUCCUCUUAAGCGCUCCCCCACGUUUGAAAAUAGCAGAUGUGAGAUUAUAAGAUGUCGGCUGAAACAAGAAAUAUUGAAGUUGUGUGUUAGGUUCUGUCAAAUGUUUUGAUGUUUAUUUAAAUAAAGACACUGUACUUCUA
Molecule: messenger RNA, 3453 nt
Organism: Synchiropus splendidus (mandarinfish)
Lineage: Eukaryota; Metazoa; Chordata; Actinopteri; Syngnathiformes; Callionymidae
Product: transmembrane protein 184C-like
Exons: 11
Coding region: 1955-3259 (434 amino acids)
Biological process (GO): transport
Molecular function (GO): transporter activity
Source: RefSeq, a predicted model, not a curated record